Messenger RNA from Neurospora tetraspora, 2268 nucleotides. Its product is annotated as NMD3 family-domain-containing protein. Gene Ontology annotation, molecular function: ribosomal large subunit binding. Gene Ontology annotation, biological process: ribosomal large subunit export from nucleus. Bases 213 to 1772 code for a protein of 519 amino acids. The transcript has 2 exons. Gene Ontology annotation, cellular component: nucleus; cytoplasm. The record is from RefSeq and is a predicted model, not a curated record. NCBI's taxonomy places the organism in Eukaryota, Fungi, Ascomycota, Sordariomycetes, Sordariales, Sordariaceae.
CGACUGUUAGCGCCCCAGCGUUCCCCCAGCGACUCGUCCUCAGUCCCGGUCCAUUCAAUUUUCCAGUCGACUUCUUCCCAUCCGCCAGCAACGUCUCUUGUGAUUGCGACGGAACUCACAGGUUUUCCUUUUCACGACAUAGCGACUUUUGUUUUGUUUUUACAAUUGAUACCCCGAUUCAUACUUUGUCGCAAACCACAACCUCGUUAAUCAUGGAUCUCGACGCUCCUAUGGGCAUGGCCCCGUUGAUGGGCUCUGCCAGGACAGGCGCUACCAUUCUCUGCUGCAACUGCGGUGCUCCCAUCGAUGGCACAGCCUCUGCCGGCGCUCUCUGCUACGACUGCAUCAAGUCCACCGUCGAUAUCUCCCAGGGCAUCCAGCGCGAGGCCACCGUUCACUUCUGCAAAGAUUGCGACAGAUGGCUCCUACCGCCCGCCAGUUGGGUCACAGCCGCCCCCGAAUCGAGAGAGCUGUUGUCACUAUGCUUGAAGAGGUUGAGGAAUUUGGGCAAGGUCCGCAUCACAGACGCCAGAUUUAUCUGGACAGAACCCCAUUCGCGAAGAAUCAAGGUUCAGGUUACGGUUCAGGAUCAGGUGGCGGAUGGUGUGUUGAUGCAGCAGAGCUUCGAAGUCACCUAUGUUGUCGCCAGCCAGCAGUGCAAGGACUGCGCCAAGUCAUACACAGCCAACGUCUGGCGCGCCGCCGUACAGGUCCGCCAAAAGGUCACCCACAAGAGGACGUUCCUUUUCCUCGAACAGCUCAUUCUCAAGCACCAGGCGCAUCGCGACGCAAUCAACAUCAAGGAAGAGAAGGACGGUAUCGAUUUCUACUUUGCCCAGAAGAACCAGGCCGAGGGAUUCAUCAGCUUCCUCAAGUCGGUCGUACCAGUUCUCACCAAGGAGUCGAGGCAUCUUAUUUCCGCGGAUACACAUACCGGCAACAAGUCGUACAAGUACAACUACUCCGUCGAAAUCGUGCCUGUUUGCAGAGACGAUUUGGUCGCCCUUCCUCUCAAGCUCGCCAAGUCCAUUGGCAACAUUUCUCCCCUUGUCCUUUGCCACAGGAUAGGAACAUCCGUCAACCUCCUCGACCCCAACACCCUCCAGACCGCCGAAGUCAGCGCCGAUAUCUACUGGCGUGCUCCCUUCCACCCGCUCGCCGGCACCCCCGAUCUUGUUGAGUUUAUCGUCAUGGAUAUUGAGCCCACGGGCGUACGAAAAGGAAAGUGGCUCCUCUCCGAGGUCCAGGUCGCUCGUGCUUCCGAUCUCGGCGUCAACGACAACGUCUACUUCACCCGCACACAUCUCGGCCAGCUCCUCCGCGCCGGUGACUCGGUGCUGGGUUACAUGCUCGAGGGCACCAACUUCAACUCGGACGAUCUCGAGGCGAUCGAGAGCUCCAAGGCGUACGGCUCCAUGAUACCCGACGUCGUCCUCGUUAAGAAGCACUUCCCGAACCGCCGCCGCAACAGAAAGAGAAACUGGAAGCUCAAGCGCAUGGCCAAGGACGAGGGCGAGCUGCUGCCCAAGGCCUCGGACCAGGCCAAGAUGGAUGCGGAGUACGAGAUGUUCUUGCGCGAUGUCGAGGAGGACGAGGAACUCCGUGCUGCCCUUGCUCUGUACAAGAACUCGCUCAAGACCAAGAGGGAGGCGGAUGCCAUGAGCAUUGCCGAUACGGACAUGAUGACGGAGGCUGAGGAGGAUGGUCCCAAGAUCAGCAUGGACGAGCUCCUUGACGACUUUGAGGAGAUGGAGAUUAAGGAUAAGGAGUAGGAUGUGGUUUGAUAUGGACUGUGAAUGCGAGUGCGAAUGUGAAUGGACUUGGGCUUCGGGGUAUACAAAAUUCCGGGAGUUAGCUGUUUUUAUGGUUUGCGUUUACGGACAUUCAUGAAUAGAUUUGGGGAUGGGCUUGCCGUGUUGGCGCCCUCUGCAUCCAACGCCAUGGUCUUGCUGCGUGCUAUUUUUGUUGAAUCGUUCAAGUUGUUGAAUCUCUAAAGUAAAGGGUGCGAAGAUGUGGAAGACUUUCAAGUGCUUAUAUAUCCCAAGUUUACUCCGCAACACGAUGACCAAACUACGUUGAAAUCAUAUUCUGUCCAUUUUGAUUCUUGUUUACUUCACUUGAUUCUGUUACGCACUUCGAGGCAAAAAUGAAGAACGAAAGAGGCCACAAAAUUGGAAUAGAGAUGUCACAAUGUCGUUGCAUCAUUUUUAGCACAAGCAAGAUUCCGAGGAGCAAAAGAAGAAAAAGAGAAAAAAGAGAACCAGAAGG